AUGCUGAUCUCGGUUUGUUUUUUGGUGUCAACAGCCUUCUUCACCUUUUGUUUUAUUACUUGCUCGCUUCCGUGCCUUUUAGCAGGAUAUUUUGCGAAUAUACCAGAAGUUAGUAGGUUUUUUGUUCCUGAAACAGCUAUACAAACGAUGCCAGAUGAGUAUACGUAUACACGAAACACUAAUAAAGGAACUGCUAGUGUCGAAAUCUACAAUCUGGCCUUUAAAGAGUUUAGGUUGAGAGGAAAAGUUUAA
Acanthoscelides obtectus is the source of this 252-nucleotide messenger RNA. Lineage: Eukaryota; Metazoa; Arthropoda; Insecta; Coleoptera; Chrysomelidae. The record is from the annotation of a GenBank genome assembly.